Molecule: messenger RNA, 1210 nt
Organism: Prorocentrum cordatum
Lineage: Eukaryota; Dinophyceae; Prorocentrales; Prorocentraceae
Source: the annotation of a GenBank genome assembly
CCGUUCUGGCCCCCUGCCGCGCCCCUGGCACGCCCUGCGAGCGAGCUGCCUUUGGCAUGCCCCAGCCGCGCCGGCCCCAGCCCCAGUCGUUGCGAUGGGGGCUGGGGCCGCCAAGUCGCCAAGGCAGCCGGGCAUCCCAGCGACGGCCUCUGCGGAGCACGCGGCCAGGGCCCGCCCAGAGCCCGUGAGCUGGAGCGCGCUCGUGGAGGGCAUGGAGGAGGUGGCACGAGGUGUGCAGCCGUGGGACCAGCACAGCUUCGAGCUGGCGAGGACCCUGCAGGAGGCGGUGCGGAACCACGGCCGCGUGGAUCUGAUGACCGACCUCCGGGAGGGGAAGAUGGUCGCGGUGAAGCGCAUGCCGAACCGGUGGGUGCGCGAGGGGCCUAAGGAGUUCAAUGAGACAUACGCGACAGCCUCCGAGAAGCCUUGGGCCGACAUGGCCAUCGUGAAAAUCUUGAACAGGAGGAGAUGCCCGUUCGUGUGCGAGCUGUUCGGCGUGUUCCGCGACAGCGAACUCACGUACGUCAUCACCUCCCUGGCGACGGAGGGCGACCUCUUCUCUUGGUGCGAUAGGAAGCCGCUGCCCGGGCCGAAGCGGGAGCAGAUGCUUCUGCCCAUCGUGGUGCAGCUUUUCUCGGCCGUCAAGUGGCUACACGAUGUCGGUAUAGCGCACAGGGACCUCUCGCUCGAGAACGUCCUCCUGAACAAGGAGGGAGACGAAAAGGACGGAGAGCCCAAGCUGAGACUCAACAUCAUUGACUUCGGCAUGGUGACGCUCGAGCGCACCGUCUCCAUGGAGGUGCGUGGCAAGCCGUCCUACCAGGCGCCCGAGGUGCACCGGGGCCAGGAGUACGACACCUUCCUGACGGACUCCUUCGCUCUGGGCGUCACGCUCUUCGCCAUGGCCGUGCAGGACUACCCGUGGACAUCAACGAAGCCCAACGCCUGCCAGAUGUUCGAUUACGUCUCCAAUAACGGGCUCCAGAAAUUUUUGCAGAAGCGCAAGCUGCGGAAGGGCGGCCCCGGGCAGCUGGCUGAUGCCCUGUCGGUCGGUUUCGUGGAACUCAUCAAGGGCCUCGCGCAUUUAGACCCGGAGCUGCGCUUCUCGCUGGGCGAGACCACGGGGCCGUCGGCCCAGAGGAGGUCUGUGUGGACGUGCAGGUGGCUGCAGGGGAGGACUCCCGAGGACUGGUGCAAAGGGACGUGCUGA